This is a messenger RNA of Rattus norvegicus (Norway rat), 4044 nucleotides long. It is a transcript of the gene Irf6, whose product is annotated as interferon regulatory factor 6. The record is from RefSeq and is marked provisional. Gene Ontology annotation, molecular function: DNA binding; DNA-binding transcription activator activity, RNA polymerase II-specific; sequence-specific DNA binding. Gene Ontology annotation, cellular component: cytosol; cytoplasm; nucleus. The transcript is spliced from 8 exons. Gene Ontology annotation, biological process: positive regulation of transcription by RNA polymerase II; DNA-templated transcription; positive regulation of DNA-templated transcription. NCBI's taxonomy places the organism in Eukaryota, Metazoa, Chordata, Mammalia, Rodentia, Muridae. The coding region runs from base 150 to 1553 and encodes 467 amino acids.
ACCGGGCACCGAGGUGGGCAGGUGCGGGCCUGUGCGGGCCGCAGAGGAGCCCGCGGUUCCCAGCCGUGCCUAGCCGUCGGGAGAGCUCCUGUGCUGCGGUGGCGAGAACUCCUGUGCACCUGUUCCUGAGCACCGACUGAGGCCAGAGCAUGGCCCUCCACCCUCGAAGAGUCCGGCUGAAGCCCUGGCUGGUGGCCCAGGUGGACAGUGGCCUCUACCCUGGUCUCAUCUGGCUACAUAGAGAUUCCAAACGCUUCCAGAUCCCCUGGAAACAUGCCACGCGGCACAGCCCCCAACAAGAGGAAGAAAACACCAUUUUUAAGGCUUGGGCUGUGGAGACUGGAAAGUACCAGGAAGGGGUGGACGAUCCUGACCCAGCUAAAUGGAAGGCUCAGCUCCGAUGUGCUCUCAACAAAAGCCGGGAAUUCAACUUGAUGUAUGACGGCACCAAGGAAGUGCCCAUGAAUCCUGUGAAGAUCUAUCAAGUGUGUGACAUCCCCCAGCCCCAGGGCUCUGUCAUUAACCCAGGAUCCACAGGGUCUGCUCCUUGGGAUGAGAAAGAUAAUGAUGUGGAUGAAGAUGACGAGGAAGAUGAACUUGAACAGUCACAGCACCACGUCCCGAUCCAGGACACCUUCCCCUUCCUGAACAUCAAUGGUUCUCCCAUGGCACCAGCCAGCGUGGGCAACUGCAGUGUGGGAAACUGCAGCCCUGAAUCAGUGUGGCCCAAAACAGAACCUCUGGAAAUGGAAGUACCGCAGGCACCCAUUCAGCCCUUCUAUAGUUCUCCAGAGCUGUGGAUCAGCUCCCUCCCCAUGACUGACUUGGACAUCAAGUUUCAGUAUCGUGGGAAGGAGUAUGGGCAAACCAUGACGGUGAGCAACCCCCAGGGCUGCCGGCUCUUCUAUGGGGACCUGGGCCCCAUGCCUGACCAGGAGGAGCUCUUUGGUCCUGUCAGCCUGGAGCAGGUCAAGUUCCCGGGGCCAGAGCAUAUCACCAAUGAGAAGCAGAAGCUGUUCACCAGUAAGCUGUUGGAUGUCAUGGACAGGGGACUGAUCCUGGAGGUCAGCGGACAUGCCAUUUAUGCCAUCCGGCUGUGCCAGUGCAAAGUGUACUGGUCGGGGCCGUGUGCCCCCUCACUUGCUGCUCCUAACCUGAUUGAGAGGCAGAAGAAGGUCAAGUUGUUUUGUCUGGAAACAUUCCUGAGUGAGCUCAUUGCCCAUCAGAAAGGGCAGAUAGAGAAGCAGCCACCUUUCGAGAUUUACUUAUGCUUCGGGGAAGAAUGGCCAGAUGGAAAGCCCCUGGAGAGGAAGCUCAUCUUGGUCCAGGUCAUUCCAGUGGUGGCUCGCAUGAUCUAUGAGAUGUUUUCUGGUGAUUUCACCCGGUCCUUUGACAGUGGCAGUGUUCGCCUGCAGAUUUCCACUCCAGACAUCAAAGAUAACAUCGUCGCUCAGCUCAAGCAGCUGUACCGCAUCCUUCAAACCCAGGAGAGCUGGCAGCCCAUGCAGCCUGCCCCCAGCAUGCAGCUGCCGCCUGCCCUGCCUGCCCAGUGACCCAGACUCCUGUGCAUGUCCUCUUCUCUCCUCUCUCUUGUUUUUUUAUAUUGUAUAUAAGGAUUUUUUAAAAAUUCAGAUUUAGUCAACUUUUAAUCUCCUUUCUAUAACAUCAUUAGAAGUCUGAGGCUUUCCAAAUAUGCCUAGUUUUAUAAGUUCCUCUAACUUAUCAAGAUAUCAUCCUCUGAGGGGGUUCCUUUUAGAUCUUCCAUGGUUGGUGUAGGAGAAAUUUGAUUUGGAAGUUUAGACACGAGGACUCUAGCUGUUUCCAUCUGACUUUAGAUAGAUCAUUUAACUGGAGGGGGUCAGAUGCAUCACUCAUAAAUAAAAAAAAGGUUUGGAAUGAUGCCCAAAAUUGUAUUCAGCCUUAAAACUCAACUAUUUUCCUAUACUUGUAUAAGACAUAACUGCCUGGAACAGGACUCUUCUGCAUUGUUCUUAGACCACUUUUUCCCCCUUCUUUCAUCCAAGUUCCUUGAGCACUGAUCUGAUCUGAACUGAGUUCUGUUUGACCUGUUCUGCUAGUAGUCAGCUGGCUCCCUGCUGGGGGAAGUGAGAGAGGAGCUGAUUGGUUGCCUAGCAACCAGUCUUGAUAUCUAAAUAGAGAUGGUGCCAAGGUCUGAAAGUCACCCAACCUGUGUGUGGAGUAAAAGCUCAUAAAGUGAAUGUCGAAGGGGAAGCUGGUGACACGGAAGGCUGAAGGAUUCCAUGAGAGAAUGGUUGCCAGCGGAGGGGUUCCAUGGGAGCAUCGUCAUCAGCCAUGUACCUCAUCACCACUCACGCCACCUAGUAUUUGGGUUUUGAUGAGCAGCUGUGACUCCAUGUGUCUCACGGCAAACACUCUUCUCUUCCUCAUUUUUUUCUCAAAGACGAAUCUGGAGGGAGUCAGGCAUCUAGGAUAUGCUCUGACAACAAAAUGGAUGGUUUUUGGGCAGAGACUUCCAGGGGUCUUCCUGACAUUUGGAUUUUUCCAUUUGUGAAAAAUUAGGUGUUGCGUAUGUUAAAGGUCUGGACGGUGCUCUUCCAGGAAAGGCUCAAACUUGCUUAGAUCACUAGCUGUGAGCAACGGAGACAGUGAAGAACAGUGCAGCUAUGUCUUACAGAGUGUCGGCCCCAGUCCCUUCUCAGAAUUUGAGUUCCAAGACUUGGAUGAAAAGCAAAAUUCGUCUCUCUGGUUAUAGCCCCCAAUCCUCUUGAGUACUGGUAUCUAUUUGUUUUAUGUCACAGGGACCAUGCCCCCCUGUACGGUCUGCUGCCCUUACACUAAGGGUAGCAUCUUCUGCUUUUCAAGCCACCGAAAGUUGGGAUGCAUUUGAAGUCUAAAAGCUCAACCUAAUCUUGGGUGACAGUGAGACUUACUUAGGAUGCUUAAGCUUUGGUUUGAAGUUCUCUUAGAGAUUGUUAAAAGGAAGACCAAGAGACAUCUGAGUGAGUUAAGACAGGCAGGUGUCUGUGUGAAUAAGAGCAAAGUACAAUUGUAUACCCAUAGCCAUAGUAUGAAAAUGUCAGAGUAAUUAUAAAUGUUUGAAGAGAAGUUUAGGUAAAAGUUUAAAAGCUGGACUUUUAUAGACCAGGAAACAUGCAAGGCCUACGGACUUUAUUCUUUUUUUUUGGAGGAAUGAGUAGCGUCAUUUGGUGAGAUGAAGUGAGGGAGUCUUGGUAUGGGGAUGCUUCAUCUGGAAGUUCAAAGUUAAAAAUAAUCCAUUAUAGAGAAAGUGGAAGGGCAGCUGUGGAAUAGGGGACAUCUCCUUCCCCUUCUGUGAAAUGUCAGCAGGCUAUGAGGAACAGCCAGACAACAGGACCUGGUAAAGAAAAUUGAAAAUUAGAACUAAGGGCUAUGUAUUGAGUUUUUAGUGUGUGACUGGAAUGAAAAGUUGACAAAUCUGUCGGGAUGAUGAAUGAUUUUGUGUGCUCCUAACUAGACAGUCCAGUUCCUUCCUUGUUUUGCAUCGUUUUCGGAAUGCUGGGACCACACACUGCAUGCAGGGUCUUCUCUAGUCAUCUUCAGCAAUCUCUCUCUGGUUUUGGUGGAUACCAGGUCCCUUCCUUUUUAGGAGCGAUAAGUUUUCUGAUGUUCCCAUUCACUCCCCAGCUGUCUUCUUCUUCCUUGCCUUCAUCUGAAGACUCAGAAGGGAGGAGGAUUUCCCCAGUUUCCUCCUUUUUCUUACAGUGCACUCCAGAUAAACGCCAAUGUUAAAAGAACCACUACAGAUAAACCGGGAAGGCAGAUUUGAAUCUGGUCUCCUCUCCACAAUGAAGUCCUUGGUUGUAUGUUCCUGUAGCACCUUAAACUUUCAGAAUAACUGUGUCAUUUGAAAAGGGCUCCGCAUCUAUGUCCUGCUUGACCGACUGCAAACUUGGAAAGUGGAAACUGUUUGUCUUAGAUUUACUGCCAGGUCUUUUCUGAUACAGUGUGUUCUGAGAUAUUUGUGCUGUAAUAAAUGAACUAAGCCUUUUGUUUGGAGAUUUAUUGCUAACUACCAUGGGAAUG